This is a messenger RNA of Nerophis lumbriciformis (worm pipefish), 3050 nucleotides long. Its product is annotated as putative carbonic anhydrase 3. The record is from RefSeq and is a predicted model, not a curated record. Gene Ontology annotation, cellular component: plasma membrane. Gene Ontology annotation, molecular function: zinc ion binding; carbonate dehydratase activity. NCBI's taxonomy places the organism in Eukaryota, Metazoa, Chordata, Actinopteri, Syngnathiformes, Syngnathidae.
UUUUUGUUUUUUUUGUAACCAAUAAGGACUCGAGGCCUGGGUGCUAAGGGGAAGAUGCAUUUCUUCGUUACUGUGCUGUGCCUGAGUUUGGGAGUGUUAAUCAGCAACGCUGCUGGAAGUGAAUGGUGCUACACAGGCUGUGAUCACACGCCGACUCACUGGCACGAACUCCCCGGCUCUUUCUGCGGCGGCCAAAGGCAAUCGCCUGUAGAUAUAUUGACCAGCCAGGUUGAGAAGGAUGAAAACUUGCACAAUUUUACUUUUGUCAACUUCUCAUCGCAACAUUCCUUCAAGUCCGUCAUAAACAAUGGACAUACAGCCAAAUUCAUCUUAAACGACAAUGAGGUUGAAUUGAGUGGAGGUGGACUCGAUGGCACUUACUCCACAAUCCAGCUCCAUUUCCACUGGGGCGACACCCAGCACCACCCCGGGUCAGAGCACGCCGUCAAUGGGCACAGAUACCCGAUGGAGAUGCACAUUGUGAGUCUAAAGAAAGGCCUGUCCGUGCAGCAGGCCAUCAACGAUUCAGCCGGGAUUGCCGUUCUUGGCUUCUUCAUAAAUGCCACUGAAGAUCCAAAUCUGACGAGUCCUUGGAACACCUUGACCAAUUACCUCCUAAACGACACAGACACUGAAGUCAAUGUGACGCACAACAUAUCCAUUGAUGACCUGAUUGGCAACGUGGACCUCUCCAAAUUCUACCGUUACAUGGGCUCACUGACCACCCCUUCCUGUAAUGAAGCGGUGGCCUGGACAGUCUUUCAGGAGCCAAUCGCUGUUAACAGGAUCUUUGUGGAAGAGUUUCCCUUGAGGACAAGCCUUGUUAAUGUGUACCGCCCAUCACAGGAACUCCAUGGACGCAAAGUAUUUUCAUCUCCUAGCAUUGUUCUUCCAUCUAGUCAUGAAUGGUGCUACGACGAUCACUGUGAGUUCAGUCCUUCCAAAUGGCACCUUCUGCCCGACUCGCACUGCGAUGGCGAGCGCCAGUCGCCAGUCAACAUCGAGGCCCAAACGGCCGUGGCGAAUGAACACCUCGACGGCUUCACUUUUACAAAGUUUGACGACAAACAUGUCAUCAAGUACAUCACAAACACAGGCCAUACAGUAAAGUGUGUCUUAAACGAUGGGGCGUUGGAGGUGUCCGGGGGUGCCCUGGGUUACGUCUACUCUACUCUACAGUUCCACUUCCACUGGGGUUCCCCAUCGCAAGACUCUAAGGGCUCAGAGCACACAGUGGAUUCCAAAAGAUUGCCAAUGGAGGUGCACGUUGUGAACAAGAGGAAGGAUUUAACCUUGGAAGAUGCAGUAAAUACCCCAAAUGGCCUCGCGGUGUUGGGAUUCUUUAUUGAGGCUGCUGCAUCUGACAGAAGUAACAGCUCUUCCGAACAUGAUGACUCACAUGAUUCUUCUGAUGACUCUGUCUCGGAUUCGGCAACCAACGCCUGGAAAAAACUGAGCGGCUACAUGGCAGCAAUCCAAAGCGUUGGCUCAAAGGUAGAGGUCACUGAGGAGCUUUCCAUUGCCGAGCUGCUCGGCGAUGUGGAUUUCACCUCUUACUACCGCUACAAUGGCUCAUUGACCACCCCUUCGUGUAAUGAAGCCGUGGUCUGGACCCUCUUUAAAAAGUCAAUCAAGGUGGACCAGAGCCAGUUGGCAAUGUUCCCCAACUGGACUGGCACUCGCAACGUGUUUCGACCAACGCAGGCUCUUCACGGCAGGACAAUCUACACCACGGCAGGAUGCGGUGGCCUGGCGCCCUCUGUGCUCUCUGCGCUGCUGCUCCAUUCCGUUGCUUCUUUCCUGCACUAGCACACCCGAGUAUAUUGCAUUAUCCAUCUUGCACUUUGCCUCGUUCGGAAUUAUUGCAAAACCUUAAGGAGCCAUGCCGUGGAUUUUAUACAUUAUCCAUGCCAGGCAUGUUAUAUAAUCUUGUUGUUUCAGGAAACGGCAACUUGGAGAUGAAAGAGGAAAUCGUUGUGUUUGCACGCUUAAUGGGUCAGCCAUAUAAACCGUAAGCUGACUGGAAACUUAUCAGUCUUAUCUGUAUGUAAUAAAACAAGCUCUUCAUGGAAUAAAGUGUACUAACCGUAACACAUUAGCAGUAAUUGUACAAAACUAAUACAGUCAAGUGCACAAAUUCAUCACAAGGUAUUCCACCAGGUGUCAUUCAGAUGUUUAUGAUGCCAUAUACUGUACGGUCCAGAUUAGUCACAUCUACAGCGGGAGUUGCAAUAGUUGUGGUGCCGCUGCUCUGAUUUGAGUUGGCCUAUUUGCGUAUUGUCUGUGAACUUUUCCUGCUUUUCAGGUUCCAACACGCAUUUAAAAUGGAGUAAUGUAUAUUUUCGAGCUAUGGCAGGGUGUCGUCCACAGCUACGAGUUAAAACACAACUUUGGAUCUAUUUUUCCCUGCAGCAUCCUAAAAGGAAGUAGCGUUAAAAAGAAAUGUACUGUAGAAUCCUUCAAAUCUUUAGAAGUUCACCUUUUGGACUAAGCAGUCUUGCUAUUGGGUCGUUGUAUUGGGUCCUACUUUUCACUUCCUCCAAUGUUUUUGUACAUUAGGGUAUUUCUAGUCCUUCAAGUAGGCAAUGAUGCACCUGUGCACAAAUUCACACUUUGUUAGUGUGUGGUUUUUUUCUUUCCUGUUUUUAAGCAUGACAAUCAUCUUUCCAUGUGUGAUUUACUCAAUGAAAUUAAACUUGAUUGUUCCAAAUGCCACUUAUAGGGGACUUAUUAUGCAAAACCAACUUUUUUUUAUUUUUUACCUAUUGGUACCUAGUUGUGUAUUUGAGAUAUUUAUAAACCAUUCAAUUUCAGUUUAUUUCGAACAUGCAUAAGAUACAAUGUAAUGCAUCACAUAUUUCCAGUAAUUUCAUUACAGCACGUCCGAAAAGGAGUAGGAAGAAGCUGAGCUUAUUUAAUCCUACCCCUUUUCAUAUCAUAGCAAUUUUAUCCCAUUUCCUUGUUCUCUGUAACAGAACGGUGAAUAAAUAACAUACCAUAUUAAGUAAACAAAUAUUAAAUACAUAAAUAUUUAUCUAAAAACAAACAAA